Drosophila ananassae is the source of this 11040-nucleotide messenger RNA. Its product is annotated as cubilin homolog. The record is from RefSeq and is a predicted model, not a curated record. The transcript has 17 exons. Lineage: Eukaryota; Metazoa; Arthropoda; Insecta; Diptera; Drosophilidae. Gene Ontology annotation, biological process: negative regulation of inflammatory response. Bases 144 to 10967 code for a protein of 3607 amino acids. Gene Ontology annotation, molecular function: calcium ion binding.
CGGUACCAGUAUCCGUGGAUAUCGCCUCUUGUGAAGAUCAAUUCGUAUUCGGUCCUCUAAAAAACCCCACUUGGAUUAUUAGUUUAAAGAAACCAUAAAAAUAGAAAUAUAUUUGUGCAGUUUUCAUCCCAAAAUGAUUAAAAAUGCCACUUAAAUAUUCAAGUUUAUCCAUAGUGCUAUUUUUGUGCCUUCAAAUCUUAUCCAUAAAGGGAUCACCCGAUGAUUUGGGGCAACGUGCUAAAAUUUCAAGAAAACCAAAUGACAACUUGGUGAUCGAAGCUGGGAGAGACCAGAACAUAACCCUCCGGUUGAUGGGCGAUGCAUCCUCGUUGCUGAUCAACGAUGUGAAUGUGGUCACAAUGCUCCGGAGGCGCAAGUCGAUCCUGGCCGGUCGAGCGGCGGUGGCUCGCAGAGAACCCCUCUCCGUAGACGUCGUCAAGGAUCAGUUCCGUGGCGUGGAGCGUAAAAUGACAAGGAUGCAGAAUCGAGUCUUCAACUCCCGGAACAACACUCUACGGGGCAGCUUCAGUCAACGGAAUCUGCGCCGUCAGUUGCGGCGGGUGGAGCGUUUACGAGCCACCCUGCUAACACUGACCGCCAAUCUGGCCAUGGACGAGUGCAUGGGUAAUCCCUGCAAAAACGGAGGAACCUGCUAUGAUGCCUACUUGGCAUUCCAGUGCGUAUGUGCAGCCGGUUGGCAAGGUCCUACUUGCGAGGAUGAUGUGAACGAGUGCUCCGAGUUUGCGGGAACGGAUUUAGCCGGUUGCCUGAAUAAUGGCCAGUGCAUCAAUACGCCGGGGAGCUUUAGUUGUGUUUGCCGGAACGGCUUCAGCGGCACCCACUGUCGAGUACGACGGAACUCCUGCCUGGGCGUUGGAGCCUCGGAGUUGUGCGGGGAGCACGGAACCUGCAUCCAGACCUCCAACGCCGCCGGUUAUGUUUGUGUCUGCAAUCAGGGAUGGACGUGGGCGGAUGCUAAUGCCACGGCGGCUACGGCGAGUCCCUGCUCCAGAGACGUGAACGAGUGUGAGCCUCGGGUGAAUCCCUGCCACAGCGAGUGCAUUAACCUUCCAGGCAGUUUUCGCUGCGGUCCCUGUCCACCUGGUUACACUGGCGACGGACGCAUCUGCCGGGAUGUGGACGAGUGUGCCGGAGAAGAUAACGGAGGCUGUAGUCUUCAGCCUCGUGUAAGGUGCUUCAAUACCGAGGGCUCACACAUCUGUGGCCGCUGUCCGCCGGGUUGGAUCGGGGACGGCCGCAACUGUACGGCAGCCAAUUCGAAUUCUUGCGACCACGAGCAGAUCUGCCAUCCGCAGGCCAAGUGCGAGUACAUCUCCGGGACGAUGGUGUGCACCUGUCCGGUGGGCAGCUACGGUCAUGGCUAUGGCUCCGAUGGAUGCACCAGAGACCCCAACCGAAAACCUUGCGAUGAACACCCCUGUCUGAACAAUGGAACCUGCGUGGAGAACGGCAGAGGAACCUCUUGCAUCUGCCAACCUGGCUACAUGGGCGCCCUUUGCAACUCCUCGGACGCCUGCCAUCCAAGUCCUUGCCUCAAUGGAGGCUCCUGUCGCCUGUUACCGGGCAACACCUACCAGUGCUACUGUCCAGCUGGCUUCACUGGAACCGAAUGCGCCCACCGGCGAAUUUAUUGCGGCGUCACUCUCCGCGGGCCAGUCGGAGUACUUAAUUUCCCACCCAAUGCUAAUGACGGCACUUACCAAGCCAACGAACGGUGUCCCUUUAUAAUCCGCACCGAUCCCGGUUUCAUACUCAACCUGACCUUCACCCAGUUCGAUUUGCAGGAGAGUCCGGACUGCUCCGCUGAUUUCCUUCAAGUGCACGAUGGCAGUUCCUUAACCACACCAAUGAUUGGUCGAUUCUGUGGCUCCCGACUGCCCCAGGGUAACGGAACGCUCAUCACGUCCCAACACCAGGCCUUUCUAUGGUUCCGAUCCGACAAUCAGACCCAUAGCAAGGGAUUUAGAGUGGUAUGGAACUCGUUGAACUUCUCCUGCGGGGAGACUCUCGAUAACCUUACCCUCGGCCAGAACGGGGUGCUGAGGUCCCCCGGUUAUCCUGGCCAGGCUAGUCCCGGUCUCGACUGUCGUUGGGAUUUGAUCGCACCUUAUGGUACCCGGCUUCUCCUUCGAUUCUACGCCAUUCAUCUGGGUAGCAGCGAUUUGGGAGCGGAGAACUGCACCGAGGAUUAUUUGAAGGUCUACGAUUCGGACCGCAAACUACUCCAGGCUUGUCGAUCUGCCCAGCCGGAACCCCUUCACAGUUCCUCCAACAGCAUAGUCAUGAAAUUUCAUACGGACAACCAACGUUCGGACAGUUCGUUUCAACUGCACUACGAGGUGGUGUCCGGCGACCCGGGAUGCGGGGGCGUCUUCACGGAGCCCAGUGGAAUAAUCAGUGGCCUCAUGCAAUUCGAGGUCUGUCUCUACCUUAUCGAACAGCCGAAUGGGACGCAGGUUAAGCUGUUCUUCGACCAUGUGCAUCUUUUGAAUUCAGAGAAUUGCACGAUGCAGAAAAUUGAGAUCUUUGAUGGACGCACCCCAGAGUCGCGCCUAAUGCAACGUUUGUGUGGACCGAUGGUCAGAGAGAUGGAACCACUAACUUCCAGCAGUAAUGUGAUCCUGGUGCGGUACGAAUACGGGUUGACUGGCCUAAACCUAGAUUAUACGUUUACUUUAAGCUACAAACGAGUCUGCGGUGGUAGUUUUUAUGGGAAUUCGGGGAUUAUCACCACUCCCAACUACCCCAAUUCCUAUCCGGUCGAUAUGACCUGUAUAUAUAAUAUAACUCUGCUAAGCGGUUUUCUAGCCGAUAUUAACAUUACGGAUCUUUCCUUCGGAACUUCUGAUAAUGAGAAGCAAGAAUACUACCUGGACAUGUAUCUAUCACGUGGUGAAGAGCCACAACGAUUUGUGAAAUCGGCCAGCAACCUUCAUAUGGUGUCCCAGAGCAAUGUCCUUAGUCUAGUGUUCCACGGAUCAUCCAACGGACGUGGACUUCGACUACAGUACACCAAUAUUCGUAGCCCAACCUGUGGAGGCUAUAUUACCAAGGUCAAAGGAAGAAUAUUGGUGGCCCUCCGACAUUUCUGCCAAUUAAUUUACGAGCUUCCAGGAAGGAAGAAGCUUCGUGCCGAAUCAUUGGGGUAUAAUGCAACUACAUAUGUUUAUGACAAUAGCACCAGUCCCGGAACUUUAAUCCAAAGCUAUAUUGGACACUUUGAGGAUUAUUUUUAUGGAGAUGUGAUUACAAUAAUCCUACGACCUGGAAAUGGUAUAGACCUUGUAGAUUUGAGUUAUGAAUUGGUUAAGGAAGUGGAAUGUGGUGCCACAUUUAACACUCGCUUCGGAUACAUUAUGUCUCCGAAUUGGCCAAAUCCCUAUAGCCCCAACACGGACUGCACUUGGCACAUUCAAGCGCCAGUUGGCCACCGACUGGAACUGAUUGUGAAAAACUUUACAUUGGAGGGAAUGGGUGAAUGGUUCGGAGACUGGCUGGAGAUUAGAAACGGACACGGGGAAGAUUCUCCGCUGAUAGGCAGAUACAGCAGUAACAUCCCAGCCCGGAUUCCAUCUUACAGUCACGACCUGUUCCUUAAGUUUCAUUCCGACAGCUCCAUUGAGAUGUUGGGAUUCCUGCUGCAGUGGCAACAGACCGGGGCAGGUUGUGGGGGCACUCUCACUUCUGCAACGGGCUCCAUACACUCGCCACAUUUGCAAUUUGAAAAGAGCGCCGUUGCCUGCGAUUGGCGAAUUGUCGUGGCCGAAGGAUCGCGAGUCAGCCUGAACCUGAAAAGCAGUACGCAGUCCAUCUGCGACAGAUUUCUGGUGAUCUAUGAUGGCCCCACAACGUCCAGUCAUGCCAUGAAUAUGGUCUGUAACGGCACCACAGCCCUGAAACUGAGAUCCACCGGUAACCGCGUCCUGGUCCGAUACGACGUCAGUGCCGAUGUGGAUAUGAAUUUUGAGCUGGACUAUGAAACCGAAUGCCGAGUGCGUCUGGAAGGUCUAGAGGGUGCCAUUGAAUCACCAAACUUCCCGGAAUCAUAUUUGCCGAAUUUAAAUUGCGAAUGGGACAUACGGGGAGGGGGACGCUCCAAUCACUUGGAGCUCGUCUUCUCGCAUCUAUCGUUGGAAACCCGCGAAGAUCAUCUGGUGCUCAUCGAUAUGCAAGACAAUGAAGUGGUCCACGAACAGCAUCUGUAUAUGGAGGACUUUCGUUUACCCUCCUAUACCAGUCUUGGGAAUCGACUGCUCCUUCAAUUCACCAGCGACUAUAUGAUAGAGAGGCAGGGCUUCCGGGCGGAGUAUCGUCGCUUGGGAUGCGGAGAACAUUUCCGUCAGAUCGGUGGGAGCUUCGAAUCACCGAAACUGCCAUUUAGCGUGGACAUGGAGUGCGAUUGGAUCAUCACGGCACCCGAGGGCAAACAAAUCAUGCUCCUGCUCCACGAAGUCCACUUCGAGCCAUCCCAGAGUGCGUGCGGCAAUACGGAUGUGAUAAAAGUAACCGCUCCCGCUGGCUUUAACAAAACAGUAGACCUAUAUGUCGGUUGCCAUGAGGAGACCCAGACUCAGCACUUCAGAUCGCCGGGCCAUGAGCUGAGGGUGCAUUUUGUUGGUGGCUCCACUCCGGCCAGGAAGUACUUCAAAGCCAGUUACGUUCAGGUGCCGCCCAAAUGUGGUGGCUCCAUAACAGCCAGCAAUGGGAUCAUAACCACUCCCGGUUUCCAUGAUAUCCAGGACAGCAGCAACUUGGAGAACUUCACGACAAGUGUGGAGUGUAUUUGGAUUGUUCAGGUCACCAAUAGCUAUGGAAUCCGAUUGUGGUUUGAUCAGCUGAAUCUCACAGAUUCCGCCAACUGCUCCGCCAGUUUCGUGGAGCUCACCAAGCUGGAGGCGGACGGCACGGAGCAGUUCCUGGAGAAGGCGUGCGGAGAGGAGACGCCUCGCAUUAGCGUUGUCCAUGGACAGAAACUGCAGGUUCGUUUCAAGGCGCAGGCCGGGUCCUGGGGCCGAUUCGCGAUGCACUUCCAGAGCCAGUGCGGGGGACCAUUGAGGAAUGGGCAGGGCUACCUGCGAUCCAGGAUGGACGAGGCGUGCGAUUGGCGGUUCAGUUCACCGGAGGGCACUAAAAUGUACCUUCACUUCAACAAUCUGGAGUGCCCGAAGUGCACGUUGCCCUCCGGCAACUGCACAGCCGGCCUACAAAUCCUCAACGAUGACGACGAGGUGAUCCUCUUCCAAAUGUGCGCCAGUCAUCCGGCUAAUUUGGUUGUCCCUGCGAACAAUGUGCGCAUCCUGAGCAACGGUAUCCGGCUCCAGGCGGAAUACAGUAGCCUGGAGAAUACUUGUGGCGGAAAUAUCUCAUUGCCGCGGAGUAGUCUCAGUUCUCCCAACUAUCCGGACAGCUAUCCGGCAAACGUUGAAUGCAUCUGGACGAUUGAUACCAAACCGGGCAAUGCCUUGGAGGUUUCUUUCGAGUCCCUGGACAUUGUGCGAUCGGAGCAUUGCAACGAGGACUUCUUGGAGCUGAGAAACGACUUUCCGGGACAACUGAUAGGAGUGUACUGUGACAAUAAAAUGCCGACAGGAUCCUUAGUUGUUAAAUCACCAUUGUGGAUCAAGUUCCGGAGCGCACCAGGCCAUUCGGCUGGAGGUUUCCGACUCAACUGGAACUAUGUCCACAACAUGGAGAUAACCACGGGCGCCAAUGGAGUUAUAGAGUCACCGCCACCGCUUUUCGUGCGCGGCGAGGAAGAACCAUUCAGUUGGAGGAUCUAUGUGAGUCGGGAUAUGGUUUUGGUCUUGGACUUUGAGGAAUACAUAGCAGGAUUGAUGCUCUUUGAUGGAUACGACGACACUGGCUUGGAGGUUAAAAUAGAAGCCAGCCCCUGGAGAUUCACCUCCAGCAGCAAUGUGAUCUUGCUGAAGACCACCAACGCCGAGCUGAACCGAUUCCGGAUUAAAUGGCACGCACUCUCCGGGGAGGUGGCCGAAGGUAACAUCACCUCUCAAGCCUCCAACGAGUGCACCAAAGAGUACAUCAUUGGCUCUCCCACUUUGUCUCGAACGUCGCCAGGAUAUCCAAUCGGAUAUCGUCCCAACUUGAAGUGCGAGUGGAUCUUCAAGCCGGCGAAUCCCACGCGCCACGUUAUCGCGACUAUAAGCGAUCUUCAAUUGGAGGAGUUCCCCGAAUGCUCGGCUGACUAUCUGAAAGUUCAGACCUCCAACGAUUUGAGCCACUGGAAGGAUGCACUGCACGUAUGCCAGAUGAUUUCAAACAGUUCUGUACCAAAGCCCACAGUUCAUGGAACGCCAAAUUUGAGACUUGAGUUCCACAGUGACGCCUCAAUCAGUGGCAAGGGAUUUCGAGUUCAUUUUCAUACCGCUUGCGGCUCGAAUUUGACCGGGACUGUGGGCACGAUUCUGUGGUCAACUAUAAUUGGUGAACCAAGCUGCUCCUGGCACAUUGAGGUGAGGCCCGGACGUAAAAUAGAUAUAACCAUUCAGUACUAUAGCGGAAGAGUGUGGAACACGGCAAGAGGUGCUUGCCAGACAUUCGGUGUCAUUUAUGACGGAUUGGAUGCACUGGCUCCAUUGCUGCCCAAAGGAAAAUUCUGCAAUCAGUAUGGUUUUCGGACGACUUCCUAUCGAACGAAUGGCUCGCACGCCUUCGUGAAAUACAAUCAACCAGUAAAUGCUCCCGAUCAUCUUGAAAAUAGAUGGAAUCUUACGUUCCGGGAGUUUAGCGAAUGCGAUGGAAAGAUUCAGCUGACCCAGCUGGCUCCCAGCUAUGAGAUUAAAUCUCCGGGCUAUCCGUAUCUGCCACAUCCGCAUGCAGACUGCACCUGGAUGGUGUUAGCACCCGUUGGGGAAACCAUUUCUGUAGAUUUCGGUGAUCCCGUCGAGCUGAAUCGACGCCAUUGCAACGAGGAGUUCGUGGAAAUGUUUGACGGCUCCACCACUUUGGCCCGCAAGCUCAUCCGUACGUGCCGCAAGCCUAAAGCCACGAUUCGCACUACCAGAAAUAUGCUCCUGAUUCACUAUCAGUCGGACUUGGAUGAGCCCAGCGGCGGGUUCCGAUUGAACGUCUCCCUCAGCAAAUGUGGUGGCCAAUUCACCGGACAGUUGGGAACACUUAAUUCGGAGAACUAUCCCAUACCAGGCGGCUAUUCUAGGCCAUCGGAGUGUGUGUACAGCAUCAGAUUGCCGAAGGAUAACUAUAUCUUCUUAAAUAUCACGGAUCUGCAUAUUCCCUACGAUGCCAAUGGAAUGUCUUCGGAGAAAACCAGUGAUCGCCUGGAAAUUGUGGAUUUGGCAAACGAGGGUGCUCAGCUGGCCGUCCUGGACGGAAGCACAGUCACCCCCACAACACUCACCCUCACCACCAAUGCGGUGGCCAUUCGAUUUUUGGCCAUCAGUAACGUCAACAAUUUUAGAGGCUUCAAGAUAAACUAUAGACGUGCCUAUGGAACUUGCUCGCGGACUGUGGACAACGAUUCCGGAACACUUGAGGUCUCCGCCAUGGAGCCCUCCACCUGGGUGAGAAUCUGUCGGUGGAUGAUCACAGUUCCCAAGGGUCAGCGAGUCCGCUUGGAGUUCCUUAACCUCCCCGAUAUUCGAAUUGUAAACCGCAAUGAUACUAACAGAUCUGUUGGCAUUCGAUAUAUGGUGGGUUUGCCUCAGUUGACCUUCUACAACGACCCGAACUCUCUAUCGAAGAUCACGGAAAUCCGUCUCAACGGCACCUACAAGGGCAGUGGAAUUGUUGAGUCUACGGAUAACUUCAUGCUCGUCUCUAUAAUCACUAAUCAAAUGGACUUAUCCAGGACAGUGCUGCGUGCUCGUUAUAGUUCCAGUGAAGCAUCUGUGUGUCCAUGGAAUAUUGGUGAUCAGGCAUCUGGAACCCUGUCCAUACAAAGUCUUUCCCAGCUAACCAGUUACUUCUGCAGCAUCCAGUUCGUUGGCAAUAUAGGAACGACCAUCACCUUUAAGGUGGAAGAGUAUCUGUUCGUGACCAAAGGCAGUCCAGCUGUAACAUUUAGGGAUGACGACUUCCGAAUGGCGGACAAACCGAUGAGUUUUAAUGUCACCAAUACCUUCGUAUCCUUGUCCACCAAAUCCGGACGCGUUACCCUGUUGAAUAGUGAGAGGGUGAUGUUGAAACGCUUCAGGGCUUCCUACAGGCGACACAAUUGUGGCGGACUACACUUAGCAUCGGAGGACCUUUCCAUCGGCACUCCAGAGUUUCUAAACACCGUGGAUGAAGACUACGGGGAAGUGGAGUGCGUUUGGACAUUAACAUCAAGUAGGGGAUAUUAUUUGGUUGGAAAUGUCAGCCUCACGGACAGCUGCGAGCAGGAGUACAUAGUGAUCUUUAGUGGCAGCAUUGAGGUGGAUCGGUAUUGUCGUGGAAUGCUAAACAAAACCACUGUUUUGAGCCGCCCAACAUCCAGGAUUCUUUACCAUUCCGAGCGAAGGGUUCCGGGCAGGAGUAUUUUUACGCUAGUGGCAAGAAAAUCCUUGGGCUCAGGGAGCAUAAUACGCGUAGCUCGGAGACCCUCGGCCCCCGUGACAAUAAACAGCAUUGAUUACGUCAAUAAUAUGGAAAAAAUCUGGGAGUUUGAGGCUGAGAAUGCACCCUCACUUCGUGUCGAGUUCCAGGGUCGCUUCUUUAUCGAAUCCUCACCCAACUGUUCCAACGAUCGACUGAGCAUCGAAAGUUACAACAAGACCAUAUCAGAGUAUGAGGAAAUAAUCAGUCUCUGCGGUCGCCAGCCACCCGGGGUCCUUUCAGUGCAAUCCACCCGAUUACGUGUGAUAUUCCGUACAAAUAGCAACAUAACCGGAGACGGUUUCAGCUUUAUUGUUUCCCCCAGUUGUGAUGUUAUCAUCCGAGCCACAUUCGAUCUACAGACACUCAGAAAUCCGAGAUCGUUAGCAGACUUUGGAAAUUUCAACUGCAGCUAUGAGUUCUUUACAGAAACGGAACACCAGUUAGUGGUUAAUGUCAAGGGAAGAGUUCGUCCUUGGAACAAAGAAUUCUGCAAGAUGAACCACUUUGAGGUGUACCGUCGAGAUGGCCAGGGGGUGGAGAACAGCGUCGGCCGGAUGUGCCCGGACUUUGAGGUGAAUGGAUACGGAAGGCUGCGAUUGCAGAUCCAGUCCACCUCCCCACGAUUCUUUGACAUAAGCUUUCAGCUAAUCGGAUGUGGUGGCAACUACAGUGAGCCCUUCGCCUUGCGUCCGCCCCAGGACGAAGAGGCGGGAAAGUACGCCCACAACACAAAGUGCCAGUGGCGCGUCACAGCCCCACCUCAGCAUGCCAUCGUUCUGGAAUUCAAGUACUUCGACCUGGAGGAGUCCUCCCGUUGCCAAUUUGAUAGUCUUUCCGUAUAUCGCGGGGGUGUGGUCAGUGAGCAGCCAGUGAGAAAACUGUGUGGCAAUCAGACAGUUCCGCCCACCAUCAUGGUUGACAGUAAUGAGGCACUUAUCGAGUCGGUAACAGAUGCCUCCAAUAACCACCGGGGCUUCCUGGCCAGCGUCCGCUUCACGCCGAACUGCAAUGAACCUGUUACCCUGGACGCGGAUGUGCCCCGCAUGAAUCUGAUGCGGACAUACCAGGUAAACGCCUCCGAAUGGAUGCUAUGCUACUUCACUGCCACUGUUCCCCCGGGCUACCGUCUCUCCGUUGAGAUGCGGAAGCUGCAACUUAACGAUGGCUCCUGCAACACUUGCAGCCAUAUCGAGAUCGUUGAUAAAAAUGCUAUUAAUAACCAAAGCCUAGGCAAGUACUACGGAUUGGGAUCUAACCGAACCAAGUUGUUCAGCUCCUACGGGGACUUGACCAUCCAGUUGAGCGCCAAGGCCAGUCGGGCCAGGAACAUUAGCUUUGAGCUGAUCCUCCAGAUGGAAAAGACCGUGUGUGGCCCAUCAGAAUUUGAAAUAAAGGCGAAUGAGAGUGUUACGGUAGGACUUCAAUACGACAACACCACAAAAGGAUAUGAUGGAAGCAUUGAUUGCCAUUGGUCAAUUAGAGCGCAAGGAGAUGUGGAGUUCGAUUUGCGAUGGCUUCGACUUAAGGACUUUUCUCCAAAAACCGGAAAAUGCGAGGACUACUUGAAAAUUUCGAAAUCUUAUAGAUUACAAUACCUAUGUGGAGACUUUAACAAAACCUACAAGUUCAUUCACAAUCUCAGCAAUUUCCCUCUGGAAUUCAAUUUCCACAGUGAAGAGUUCGAGGAGUCAAUGGGUUUUGAAAUUGUAGCUCGAGCCAAACCCGCCUGUAAUCGAAACUAUACAGCAAUUAGUCAGGAAAUAGCAGCCAUUGAUUUGAACAACUGCACGGAGUAUAUUCUGGUACCGGAAGGUUACAGCAUUACUCUGUUUAUUUCGACUGUGUCAUUUACCGAAGCCUCUUCGCGAUUUUUAAAUAUAACGGAUGUAAAAACUAAUAAGACAAUGUUUUUAAGUACGGAAUCAGGGUGGGAUCCAAGGACUAUUUUUACAACAACCAAUGAGCUACGCAUCGAAAGCCAUGAACUAGAAAUACUUAAUAUGUUUUAUUAUUCCACUAAAAAUAAUUUACCCAGCGGUUGCGGCGGUGAAAUAAUUGUGAGCGGGAAUAAUCCAAUUUAUUUAAAAAAUCCUCCUUACGAAGGACGAAACCAUUCUGUAUGUUCCUGGCAUUUGACGGUCCCGCCUGGUACUCCCCUUCGUAUAAGCUUUAACGAUUUCAACAUGGGCCCCGAAGUAAAUUGCAAUUUGGACAAUCUGAAGUUUUAUGAAUCGGACACCACCAAGGUAUCGUUGCUAAAAUCUUUCUGCGGGUCCACCGUACCACAGGACUUUACCCUAACCAAUAGCGGGGUGAUUAUUGUUGCUAAAAAAUCACCAAACUUCGAUGGCUUGGGAUUCUUCCUAAAUAUAAGCCCAGUUUUUGCUUGAAAUUGUAAAACUACUUAAAAUAUAAUUAAUGAAAGAAUUUUAUUUUAAAAAAUAAUAAAACCAAUUUUGAGUU